AGAAAAAAGGCACGGCUUCUCCGAGAGAGGAAUAGUCGGAUUGGAGACCUCGUGACGACGAAGAUCAACCUGGGAAAGAGGCGAGAGGCAGGCAGACAGGCAAACGCUGGAUCCCGAGAAGUGGAUGAAAAGAGAGAGGGAGGAAAAGAGAGAGAGAGAAAGAGAGGGGAGGAGGCGGCGUACCCACACACGGAGACACGCUCCCACGCGCGCUGGUUGCAGCCUCCCCACACGCCUGCCUUCCCGUGCGCAACUCUGGAGAUUUUUUCUUUUUUUCUUUUUUUGCCAACCCUUCCUCGCUUGAGCCUCUCUGCUAAGACCCGGCAGAGAAGCGGGCGGAAAAGAGCCAACUCUCCUUGACUCAGUCCCGCUUGAGUUUGUUUGUUCGUGGGCCGAGCGCGUGGGUUUUUCCCCCCUUCUUCUCGGGGAUGCUGGAGCCCGGGGCUGCGCGUUGGAGGAGCCCGGGAAAGGAUGUGGCCGCCGCUUCUGUUGCCUCGUAAGAGAGCGAGGCGCAAGAAAAAAGGGGCGACCUCCGGAGAGCGACCUCGACCGCCUGCGGUGGGGCAGACGCCGAGCAGACCCUGCGGCCGGGCUGCUUGGUGGGCUUCCCACCGGCUCUUUGACUUCGCCCUCGCCUUGCAUGGUCAUCGUAACCCUGCAGCGCCGAGAGGGGUCUCCAAGCAAGGUCUUUCCUUUGACUGGAGGUCGGACACCCCCAAAAGAGGAGGAGGAGGUGGUGGAUUAAAGCCCCGACUCUCAAUCAAUCCUUCAGAUUGCUCAAAUCUGGCUUCAAGUUGAAAUGAAUGCCUUGCAGACUGAAGGAAGCUGAGUACAUCGUCACCUCUAAUGCUGCAGUGCAAGGAAGGACUAGUCUAGCCAUCCUGUCUCCUAUCAACAUUUGGUACCUUACUUUGCUUCCUGGUCACUUGUACCACACAAAAUUACAAUCAUUCAGCAUACAUGGAGAGAGACAACAAAGUAUGUAAGCCUGGCUAACAAGAGAGAAAUUUGCCUGGUCAGAGAGGGGGACAAUUCAAAUUUAUGAAGAUUAUUUUACAUCUUGCCUCCAUAACAUUACCUCUCAUCUAUGUGAAGGACACGAAUCCAAAUCUAUUUUCAUUUUAUUUCCAUUAUUUUUGCUAGAAAUUUUCUCUUUUUAGUAUUUUUUUCUUAGUUAGAAAUGGGCCCGUGGACUAGAAUGUGGCCCAUGGACAGGGUUGCUUUUGUGAAAUCAUGGCUUGUGUUUUCUCUGGGGCUCUACAUGCAGUUCUCCAAAGCGAUGGCCUGUCCGAGCGUUUGCCGCUGUGACCGAAACUUUGUCUAUUGUAAUGAACGAAGCUUGACCUCAGUGCCUCUUGGAAUCCCGGAGGGUGUAACCGUACUCUACCUCCAUAAUAACCAAAUUAAUAAUGCUGGAUUUCCUGCAGAGCUACACAACGUCCGGUCUGUACACACAGUUUACUUGUAUGGAAACCAGCUGGAUGAAUUCCCCAUGAAUCUGCCCAAGAAUGUCAGGGUUCUCCACCUACAAGAAAACAACAUCCAAACCAUUUCUCGGGCAGCUCUGGCCCAGCUGUUGAAACUGGAAGAGCUGCACCUAGAUGACAAUUCCAUCUCUACUGUGGGAGUUGAGGAUGGGGCUUUCCGGGAAGCUAUUAGCCUCAAGCUUCUGUUCUUGUCCAAGAAUCACUUAAGCAGUGUACCAGUUGGCCUUCCAGUGGACUUACAGGAACUACGAGUUGAUGAAAACCGAAUUGCCAUCAUAUCGGAUAUGGCCUUUCAGAAUCUCACAAGCUUGGAACGUCUCAUAGUGGAUGGUAACCUCCUUACCAAUAAAGGUAUUGCAGAUGGCACUUUCAGCCACCUAUCCAAACUCAAGGAAUUCUCUAUAGUGCGGAAUUCUCUAACAUACCCUCCUCCUGAACUCCCAGGUACAAAUCUUCUUAGACUAUCUCUACAAGACAACCAGAUAUCACACAUACCACUUUCAGCCUUUUCGAAUCUCCAGCAGCUGGAGCGACUUGAUAUAUCCAACAAUCAGCUUCGGAUGCUGUCCAGAGGUGUGUUUGAUAGCCUUCACAACCUUAAGCAACUCACAGCAAGGAACAAUCCAUGGCUUUGUGAUUGUAGUAUUAAGUGGGUUACUGAAUGGCUUAAGUAUAUUCCAUCCUCCAUCAAUGUUCGGGGAUUCAUGUGUCAGGGGCCAGAUCACGUCCGAGGCAUGGCCGUCAGGGAACUCACCGUAAAUAUGUUGUCAUGUCCUCCAACUACCCCUGCUCUGUCAUUUGUUACCGAGGCUCCCACAACACUCUUGCCAACUACAGUGGCCCCUGCUACAUCUCUCUUGACCCCAAGUAACAAAUACACUCCCUUUACCUCCAUUGUAGCCACACUCCCCACUGUGCCUGAGAGAGAUGAUGGAGAAAAAGUGACCACUCCCUUUGUUGAGCGCUUUCAACUGUUUAUCCACAUUGUGAAUGACACUUGUAUCCAAGUCAGCUGGCAUACUGUUUUUAAUGUCAUGGCUUACAAACUUACCUGGGUUAAAAUGGGUCACAGUCUGGAAGGAGGCAUUAUUCAGGAACGGAUAGUUAGUGACAAGAAACAAAAUAUUAGCUUGACAAGCCUAGAGCCCAAAUCUACGUAUCGGAUUUGCUUGGUUCCUUUGGAUGAUUUUAAUAAUUAUCGAGUUGGUGAGGACACUGUCUGUUCUGAAGGUACCACCAAGGCUUCCUUAUUAAGCAAUGGGAGCAACACAGCCUCCAGCCAUGAGCAGACCACAUCUCAUAACAUUGGUUCCCCAUUUCUCCUGGCAGGAUUGAUUGGGGGGGCAGUGGUAUUUGUGCUGGUGGUUCUGCUCAGCAUCUUCUGUUGGCACAUGCACAAAAAAGGGCGCUAUACUUCUCAGAAAUGGAAAUACAACCGAGGCCGACGGAAAGAUGACUACUGUGAGGCGGGAACCAAGAAGGACAACUCCAUCCUGGAGAUGACAGAAACCAGCUUUCAGAUUGUCUCCUUAAAUAAUGAUCAACUCCUUAAAGGAGAUUUCAGACUUCAGCCCAUUUAUACCCCAAAUGGGGGAAUUAACUACACAGACUGCCAUAUCCCCAACAAUAUGAGAUAUUGCAACAGCGGUGUAUCAGACCUGGAACACUGUCAUACGUGAUAGUGAAGGACAUGGCAGGGCACCUAAAGCUAGGAACAGAUACUCGGAGGGAGGAAACAAAAUAAACCUACUCACAAACAAGAAUUACAUUUGAUAAAUGUUACACAGAUGCAUUUGUGCAUUUGAAUACUCUGUAAUUUAUAUGGUGUACUAUAUAAUGGGAUUUAAAAAAAGUGCUAUCUUUUCUAUUUCAAGUUAAUUGCAAAUGGUUUUGUAACUUUUUGCUUUUUAAAUCUUAAAAAAUAUAGCUGAAGUACUGUACAGGGUUGUACAAUAAGAACCCAAUGCCAUGGCAAAGGAAAGAAAUGCCUCAUUCUUCAGACAUCAAUCAUUUUUUUUAUUUUUGAGCUUGUUUUGGGGGAUACCGGCUCUUGCAUCUUCCACUAGUUUAGGAGAUAAGUUAAAUGAAGAAUAACAUCAGAAGUUUCUAAGUAGAACCAGGUGUCAGGAAGAAUAUAAAUUCUGUACUUUUUGGUUCCACUCAGAACAGAAAAAUCCCAACCUUUCUAAUAUCAAACAUGAUGACUCUCUGCUCUUUAUGUGAGCUUGUUUAAAAAUGCUCACCACACAUUUAUUCCUCCUCAAAAAGGCUGGUAUUGAGAUAUUAAAAGCAAAAGAUUUGUUUGCCCUAAAGUUCUUCAAGUUACAACAUUUGAAAUAUGUAUAAACCAGCUUUUGUCAGAAUUCUUAGUCUAUAAUCCAAAUAUUUUUCUUUCGUUUUUUCCAAAAGCAAAUUUUCUUAAGGUCCCCAAGUUUACAUUUACAUUCUGUUGUUCAUUACAGAAGUCCAAAAGGACCUGAUACUUUGACCAAGCAAUAUAUUGAUUCAAAUUACUUUAAAAUAUAUCCAAAAGAUGUUGAAAGUGGAUUAAAGUACUCCCUUUGCCGUUUCUUGGUUUCAUAGUAUUCCUGGAUAAUUCAGUCACUUAAGUUAGCUUUCUCCAAGAAAAAGAAAACAAGGCCCAUGGGAGCAUUAAAAUAGCAAACACUCAUAAUGUGUUCUGAAAUAUUUUCACGGGGGAAAAAACAUCAUGUCUAAAUAAAAAUUUAUGUUAGACAAAAAUGAUGUUUUAGGGAAACAAUCUGGUUAAAAAAUAAGAAUUUGUGGGGCUUAUGUUACCAUAUAUCUAUUAUGAAUCCAUUGACAAUCUCUCUUUCUAUGGUACAAAGACUUGCUUUUGGCAUUUGAGGCUCCAAUAAUGCACUUGAUUUUGUCUGAUUUCAUCCUAUUGUUAAUUUCAGAUUUUUUUUUUCAAUUUUGUACCUUUGCAAGUGACACCCUGGGAAUGUAUGCUGUGCAGUCCCUAUUAAAAAUGAAAACAAAGUGAAACAAACCCCACUCUCCUUAAUUAUAGAGGAGCUUGCAUUGAAAUAGCUCUGUUGCAGUACAAACUAUCCAUGGACCAUCAUAACUUUGUGGAGAAGCUGCUGUAGCUCCUAAUAUUAUGCAAGUAUCCACUAGUGGCAUUCUAAUUAAUCCCUUUCACCCAGCAUGAGUCCAUAUAUUUGGAUGGAGAAA
Molecule: messenger RNA, 4685 nt
Organism: Anolis sagrei ordinatus
Lineage: Eukaryota; Metazoa; Chordata; Lepidosauria; Squamata; Anolidae
Gene: FLRT2
Product: fibronectin leucine rich transmembrane protein 2
Molecular function (GO): protein binding
Source: RefSeq, a predicted model, not a curated record